Messenger RNA from Camelina sativa (false flax), 1826 nucleotides. RefSeq names its product ureide permease 5. The record is from RefSeq and is a predicted model, not a curated record. Gene Ontology annotation, biological process: nitrogen compound transport. Gene Ontology annotation, cellular component: membrane. Gene Ontology annotation, molecular function: uracil:monoatomic cation symporter activity; allantoin:proton symporter activity. NCBI's taxonomy places the organism in Eukaryota, Viridiplantae, Streptophyta, Magnoliopsida, Brassicales, Brassicaceae.
CGGUUCCCAAUAAAAAUAUAUAGUUUGAUAUUUGCAUUUUUAGUGUUCGGUCUUCGUUGGCCUUGUCUUCUACUGUUCUACAGAUCGUUCAUCUAGAGCUCUGUUCUGUUCUGUUCUGUUCUGUUCUGUUCUGUAGCAAGGUAAGAAGGAAAUCUUUAAGUGGGAGUUUUGUAAUCAAACUCUGGAUUCUUGUGCAUCUUCUUUUCUGCUUUCUGUAGUUUGUUCCUAUGAAUGAUCAAAGUCAACUGUUCUCGAUCCUGAAACUAUUCGCUUCCUGAUUCUAUAGCUGACUAAGGUUCUAAUUUGGGAAUUAUGGUGAGAUUCUAUGGUAAUUUGAUGCUGUUUCCUUUGCACUCAUAGGUUGAUGAUGAUAUUGGUAUCUCAAGGAUUGGGAAUUUAUGUGGUGGAGAGCAAAGGAGGAGCAAUAUUAUGUAUAUUGCUUUCUCUGCUCUGUUUAGGCACUUGGCCUGCUCUUAUGGCUCUUCUUGAACGGCGUGGUCGUCUCCCACAACAUACCUAUCUUGAUUAUUCCAUCACUAACUUCUUGGCUGCAAUCUUCAUAGCCUUUGUGUUUGGUGGGAUAGGUGAGAGUACACAGGAGGCACCAAGUUUUCUUGGACAGCUCACUCAGAUUCAGGAUAAUUGGCCUUCUGUGUUGUUUGCUAUGGCGGGUGGGGUGGGUUUGAGUAUUGGGAAUCUUGCUACUCAGUAUGCUUUAGCUUUUGUUGGUCUGUCUGUUACAGAAGUAACAACUGCGAGCAUCACCGUUGUUGUAGGCACCACUGUCAAUUACUUUUUGGAUAACAGAUUGAACCGAGCAGAUGUGCUUUUCUCUGGUGUCGGCUGCUUCUUUGUAGCUGUUUGUCUUGGUUCUGCUGUUCACUCUUCCAAUUCUGCUGAUGUAGAGGCUAAACUAGGAAAAGUCUCGAGGAAUUGUGAAACUGUGGAAGAGUGCCAGAGACUAUUUGGAGUAGUGGAAGAAGAGAUGGAGAAUGCAAAGGAAGGGACUGCAGCUUUUCUUGUAGCACUCGAAAACACGAGAGCAAUCAAAGUGUUUGGAAAGAGCAUGGUUGUUGGUCUGGGCAUUACCUUUUUUGCAGGUCUUUCUUUCUCAUUGUUCUCACCUUUAUUCAACCUUGCAACAAACGAUCAAUGGCACACUCUAAAACAAGGUGUUCCCAAUCUGAUUGUCUACACUGCGUUCUUCUACUUCUCACUAUCUUGCUUUGUGAUCGCCAUCGCUUUAAACAUUACUUUCCUGUACAACCCUGUGCUCGGCUCACCAAGAUCUUCCUUUAGGGAAUACUUGAGUGACUGGAACGGAAGAGGUUUGGCUUUUAUGGCUGGAUUGAUUUGUGGGUUUGGUAACGGUCUUCAGUUCAUGGGUGGACAAGCUGCAGGAUAUGCAGCCUCAGAUGCUGUUCAGGCACUUCCUUUGGUAUCUACUUGUUGGGGGAUAUAUCUGUUUGGGGAGUAUAGGAGAUCAUCUCCGCGGACAUAUGCUUUACUUGUUGGAAUGCUGGUGAUGUUCACUGUUGCUGUGGGGCUCCUAAUGGCCUCGGCUGGGGAAAGAGAGACGCGGUUUACCUAAAGAGUUGAUCAAUAUGGACCAUAUUCAUAGACGGUGUGGCUCUUGGAGGUGUUGUACAUUACAUUGUGGUUAGUCCAGUUACAAGCAAAUGUAUAUGUUCACUAUUUGGUGUUGCACAUUACAUUGUGGUUACUCCAAUUGAAAGCAAAUGUAUAUGUUCGCUAUUUGGUGUUGUACAUUACAUUGUGGUUACUCCAAUUGAAAGCAAAUGUAUAUGUUCGCUAUUUGAUAUUCA